GCAUCGCAUCGCAUAGGGAAAUAGGGAAAAUCGCUGCCACCGACCGGGCAGUCAGUGUGAUGUAGAGAUCAGAACGAGAAACAACGACCACGAAUGGCCCAAAUCCAAACAUUGAGCCAUUGAGAAGAAGAUCUUCAACUUAAAAGCAGCUGCUACUAUCAUCCUAAUUUAGUGCGCUUGUGUAUGUGUGUAUUUGUGCCGAGAACGAAUGAUUAGAACGCAAUCCUCUCUAGAAUACCUAUAUACGCCGUAAAGCAUUUCCACUUCUUUUUCCGCACAGCGUCGAAAUAGCAAAGCUUGCAGCCUGCCAGACAGGAUAAAUUUACCUCUCCUCGUCGCGUCGGUAAACCCGUUUUCCCGUGUGUAGUGAAGUUGAGUGCAGGAGAAAAUCGAUUCAGUUCAAAGUGCGACGACGGAAAAACAGAGAGCGCAAAAAGGAGUUUUCCCUUCUUUGCUAAAAUCUACGACUGCGGCUUGGCUUGCUGCAUGAUGUAUAGUUUGGAUGUCUAAUUCUAAAAGCAGAUAAUUUUUCCUUCAAUUAGGUACAUAGUGCAAGUGUGAAUCCGCACGUUGAGUGAAAAAUUAAAAAUAAAUAACGACAAAAAAUCGAUCUGGCAGGAAGUGCCCUGAGUGGAACAAAAAAAAAAGGAUGAAAGCAAAGGAAUGGCCAUCGGUGCAUGAAGAUUGUCUCUCCGCGUGACACCGAGGGAAGAAAGGAAUUAGAAAAGCUCAUUGAGCAGUGAAAAAGAAGUGGAAUCGAAACGUCUCUGUGAUUCUUAGUUUAAAAAUACGAAAAAAAUCAAAAAGCGUGACGACACAUGCCACAGAAGCGGCAGCACAGAAUAAAAGCAAAAAAGUGAGUGAUUUUUCUCCCCCAUUAGCAACGGGUGGUACGUGACACUGAGUUUUUCACGAAAACUCACACGCUCGAAUCUAAGCACGAAAGUACGAAAACAUAAAUCCACUACUGUGAUCAGCAUCAUAAUCAGCAAUCCAAGACAGCCAUGACGACCGGAAGCGCCCAGCAGUCCGCAACCAUGGCCACGUCCAGUGCUGCCAACACGCAGCGUAUGGGCUCGAUAGUGCUCAAAAGCCUCUCGAUUCUGCUGGGGCUGUUCUUCAUCUUCAUCGGACUGAUGAAGCUGACGCCACACAUCAGCAAGGACUUGCACAGGGAUUUGCGAAAGAAUUACGUCAAAUAUGCCAAAGUGUUUCCGUUCUCGACGCUUUUCGAUUUCAAGCUGCCCUCCAAGUGGUACCGCCGGUCGGUCGGUGGCCUGGAGGUGUUGUGCGGCCUAGCAAUGGUGAUCAUUCCGAAUCAUAAAAUAAAGAAUGCAGCCAACAUGACCCUGCUCAUGCUCAUGUUCCUGGCCGUAUACUCGCACUACAUGGUGAGUGAUCCGUUCGAGCGCUGUGGACCAGCCCUUGUGUUCACGUUCAUGCUUAUUGGCCGACUAGUGAUAUGGUACCAGGCCAGUCGACGGGAAGCCCUGAACGCUGCCGAAAAGGCCACCAAUAAUGGCGUCAAGCAGGACUAAAUAAAGCACCGUUUGCAAUCUAUGAUCUCAUCAAUUAAGAAAUCAAACGACAAUUCACCUUAAGUUAUUUCUCUGGCCAAAGCAGGGCAAUUGCCACACGAAACGAGAUCACGCGGUUGAUGUUUCUCACGUCUCAAUCCCUCACAAUCACACUCUAAAUAUCCUGCAAACAGUGGGGAUAAGAUAACUCCAAUCAAGAGACAAAUCGAUAUAUUUAUACUUUUUCUGUUCCAAAUGCGACCAGAGCAGAGCUGGAAUCUCAUUCUGCCGCCCUACCCUUACGUAGAACAAAGUUUUGUUUCUUUCAUUUAGAAAUAUGACAUACGAAAUGCUACUUUUUGUUCCCAUCGAAUUUUUGCUGACACGCAAUUUGCAGCGGAAGUGACGAAAACGAUACAACCCUUAAUAAUAACUAUUUUAUGAAGAAAUAACAACUACUUGUUUAAAUAGUUAAAUGUGUUCAUUUUUAGUCAAACGCAAGACUCGUCACGAGAAUCAUCUCUAGUCAGUUGUAAAAUUUCUUUGUAAACGAAGCAUGCCAUUGAAAUAUGGCGCCCAACGUUUCUCAAUCUAAUUCUUAUCUAUUUUGAAGAUAAGCUUAAAAGACUUCAGCGAAAAUGCGUUUCUGAUUGAAUAGAAGUAGGACAUCAUUAAAUGUAACACAAGCAAAACCAUGAAAGUACAUUUGGGCACACAAAUUUGUUUCACAUAGCAAUGUAAGAUCGUAACUUGAUAAAGGCAACAACAUUAA
Molecule: messenger RNA, 2289 nt
Organism: Aedes aegypti (yellow fever mosquito)
Lineage: Eukaryota; Metazoa; Arthropoda; Insecta; Diptera; Culicidae
Product: transmembrane protein 35A
Exons: 4
Coding region: 1005-1538 (177 amino acids)
Biological process (GO): positive regulation of protein localization to cell surface; chaperone-mediated protein complex assembly
Cellular component (GO): endoplasmic reticulum
Source: RefSeq, a predicted model, not a curated record